Molecule: messenger RNA, 1475 nt
Organism: Desarmillaria tabescens
Lineage: Eukaryota; Fungi; Basidiomycota; Agaricomycetes; Agaricales; Physalacriaceae
Exons: 6
Coding region: 22-1155 (377 amino acids)
Biological process (GO): regulation of DNA-templated transcription
Molecular function (GO): DNA-binding transcription factor activity, RNA polymerase II-specific; zinc ion binding
Source: RefSeq, a predicted model, not a curated record
CCUUUUUGGACCUUUACCACCAUGAAUCCACCUAGUCACCUUCUCCCGCACCAGCAGCCGAUAGACAUGUCUCUCCUCAGUUUUUCGCUGGGAAAGGCAUUGAAGAACGGCAAACGCACGGACCAGGCAUGCAUUUCCUAUUCUAGACGUGAUAAGGUCGGGUGCGACGGGAACAGACCUUGUGGCGUAUGCACGAAGAAGGGAUAUGCACCAGACCAAUGUGUGACGGGCUGUGGACCUUGUAGGAAGGCGAGGGUGCGGUGUGAAGAUGGAGCGCCAUGCCAACGCUGCCGGGAGAUGGGUCUACCUUGCGUCGAUGCUAAUGCAGAUGCACGGCGAAGCAUUCAACAGAACUCCCUUCCGUCUAGGAGCACCCGACCGAAUGGUAGGGAACGGGUCAAGCUCGCGUGCGAAGCGUGUCGUAAGGACAAUAAGAAGUGCGACGAGCAACGGCCUUGUGGGCGCUGCGUAAUCCGAAAGAAGGAAUGUGUAAUGUUGGAGCGAGGGCCCAAAUCAACCAAGCCGUGUGGCCCGUGUCGAAAUGCUAAUGAAGAUUGUAUCAACACAAAGAGGCAGGGUGGUCAUGGGCAUCGAGUCAAGCAGGUAGGUUGGAGAUUACUUGCUAGUACUUUAGAGCUGAUGGAGAUGUUAGGCGAGAUAAGAUACGUUGUAACGGUGAACGGUAGGCUACUCUCAGCUGUCAGUAACGCAACGUAUCUCAUUAACUUUGUUGUAGACCUUGCACACAUUGCGACCGUAAGAAUUAUGUGUGCGUUGACCGAGCAUGUAAAUCAUGUUCUUCCGCCGGAUACCCUCAUCUAUGUAAUCACCGAGCCGAAGAUUCCCGUUCGCAUGGAUAUUGGUAUGUGCAUUCAGCCUUUGUGUACUCUCAUGUCGUCGCUAAUGGUUGAUUUAACAGAUUCAAGACGCUCAUCGUCCGAUUCUGUUCAACCAGUAGAACAACUCAUAAUGGAACAACAACCGCCGCAAACAUCUAUGUUCCCUGAUCCUUAUUUCUUUCCGCCUGAACAGUCUUCCAUGGGACUGAACCCGAUCUACGAGAACAGCGCAUCAGCUUAUUACCCUGUCAUUGACCCCAAUUUGGAUAGGCCAAGCUUAGUGAUAUCAUCAUCAGGCCUCACUGAACAUUUGUAGUUCGACUGCUUUCUCUAUCUAUAUAUUGUAUACCCUUGUGCCACCAACAGUGAUUCCCUCAGCUAGUUUGUAAUAAUACGCUAUGUACUAUUCUUACGGUGAGCGGUGAAUCAUCUGCUCAGUGGCGUAUCAUCACUCAAUUCUUACUGUAGAGAUCUGAUCGUCUUUGUAAUUCUGCCAUACCUGCCGCUACUUCUUGUAUGGGUGUUUGUGAAAGCCCUGUCAUUCGUACUCUUACGAGUUACCAUAUUCUAAAGAGACCAUGGUGGUUUUGUGUUAUAUACAGUUUCCAUUGUACUAUUAUGUUUUCCAGACUUUCA